GCCGCGCUGCAGCGCUCGCCCGGUUCCCGCAGGGKUCCCGCAGGGGUCCCUCCGUGCCCCGCGGGCGGCCCCGCCGGCUCGGUCCCUCCGCCCCGGGCACUGACCUGCGCGUCGCCCGCGGCUCCACGGGCGGAGGAGGAGGAGGCGGGGGGACCUCGGGGCAGCGUUCGGCGACCGCUGCCCCGGCGUGACAGGGGCGGCGGCUCGGUGCGUCGGCCCCGGCUGGCCGCGAUCGCGGCGGAGGCGCCGGAGCGGGUCCUGUCACAUGAUGCGGUUCCUGGAAAGUUCCUGGAAAGCAGCCUUUCCUCUGUCCGCCUCAGCACAGUCUCGACGCUUCUCCCCGGCGACGGGUGCUGUGUCCCCCCCGGGCCCCCGACACCGCCGGGAGCCAGAACAACCUGACCGCCCCACCUCCAGGCGGCGGCAGCGGCGGCCCCCUCCCCGUCCCGCCGAGCCCGGGUGAGUCCCCUUGUCAUCGCCCCUCUCCCCCCGAUGCCCUGCCGCUCUUCGAGAGCCUGCAAACCGCGGCCCCGCUCCCACUACGGCGCUGCCGACCUGUGGGAUGCAGGCUCCCCCGCAGCCGGUGGYAGGCUGCUCCGGCGCUCCUCGCCUCGGCCGAGGGACGCCCGCUGCGGCCAGCCGCCACCGCCUCGCAAGCCUUCCGUCCUCACCGAACUCCCGCAGGCGGCGGCGCUUCGCGGCUAGAUGCUCCCGGAGCCUCCCUUUCACAAGGGGUCGCGCCCGGACACCGCUGACAGGGCUGCUCUCACCUGCGCUCGUCGGCCCAGGGCCCGCAGCCUCUCCGGUGACAGGCGCACCUGUGCCCGGUCCCCGAGCCGGCGGCGGGAGCUUCUGCGCGGGGGGAAGGAGGGAAUGGGCUUUGCCGGGGAUGUCCCGCGUGUGCGCCUGCAUAUAUUGGGAUAAAAACCCGUCAGAGCACCCUAUCAGUUGCCACUACAGUUUAAUUUGAAAAAGUUUCUGAGCUGCGCCGCGGAACUUGUUACGGGAGGAACCACCUCAGCAGGACCCCUCACCUGGCGCACACGGAGGCAGAGGGUGCCCGGGUUCGCAAGCACCGGCGGGGGGUCCCUGUCUUCCCUGUGAGCCCCGUCCCUCCGCUCCAGCCAAGCCGGCUAGGCUCCCCCUCGCUAGUACUGUCCGGCUUUAUGUCACUCCUGACUUGACGGUGGCUCCCAGGAGAAAAGAGGCUCUUUUUGGCCCUCCCGUUCGCUUCAGCCAAGAGGAAAGAUUUUUUUUCCCCUAAUACCAGCAUUUAAUGGAGGGGGAAAAGCAUAUUUCCUGCCCCGCGCUAAUUAYAUCGCGUCCUCCACCGCGCUGCUCCUUCCGUUCCCAAGCAGCCGGCGAGCCCCCGGAGCUGGCGCUGCCGGCGCACCCGCACCGCAGCUCCUCGGGUACUCCGCUGCCCGAUAGAAGGUCUCCCACCCCGGGAGUACAGCCCACACCGGGCUUCUGUUCCUAGAGGUACGACUUUGCGGAUGACCUUACUGUGAGGUCUUAUAGAACCAUUCCGACGCACCGCAGAGUGUAACCUGGGCAGCAAGAGGCUGAGACCUCUGCCUCGCUCCGCUGGUUCCCCCUCCUCUCAUACCUUUAUGUUCUAGGCUCUCCCCCGCGACCUCCUCCCUCCCCAAAAGUCCCAGAGCUCCCGGGCGGGUUCGCCUGCCCCAGCCGAGAGAGCGGGGCAUCAGCGGGUCCGCCUUUGCAACAAAGCGAGACCAUCUUCUCCGCCGCCGGUUCCGCCGACUCCGCGGCGGAGAGGAGCCGAGGACAGACUGGGCGACGGGGUGGAGGAUAUAUCCCUCCCCCGCUCCGCCGGGAGGUGAUCUCUCGCCUCGGGUCCCUCCUCUGGAUGCUGGGAAGUUCCGAAGCGGCAUCGCCAGAAACACGCUCUGCGUCGGGAGCGCCUCUCGCGGGGCUCGCCGCUAACCACGCUCUCUCCGCUCGCAGGCGGCGCCCGGGCUGGGGGCCGGGACCAUGCGCCCAGCGCGGCGCUGAACCCCGCGGCGGCGAAGCGCAGCCCUCUCCUGCCGGCAGCCCCCGACCUGCGUGCGAGCGGGGCCGCGCCCGCCGCCGCCGCCGCCGCCGCCCAUGACCCUGCGCUCCGCCGAGUCUCUGGAGAGCGCGGAGAGGUCCGGCGAGCGCUGGGGGCACGACGGGGCGGAGGAGCCCGUUGCCGAGGAGUCCCGUGAGGCGGAGCAGCUGGCCGCGGCUAUGGAGGAGCUGCGGCGGGCAGGAUGGUAUUGGGGCAAUAUGACUGUUGCUGAAGCCAAAGAAAGAUUACAGGAUGCUCCCGAAGGGACCUUUUUGGUUAGGGAUAGUUCGCAUUCAGAGUAUCUACUGACUAUAUCGGUAAAAACAUCGGCGGGACCAACCAAUCUACGUAUAGAGUAUCAAGAUGGCAAGUUUAGACUGGACUCUAUCACCUGUGUCAGAUCUAGACUUAAGCAGUUCAACAGCGUUGUGCAUUUGAUUGAGUACUAUGUUCUUAUGUGCAAGGACAGAACUGAAACACCUUCAAAUGGAACAGUUCAUCUUUACUUGAACAAACCCCUCUAUACGUCUGCUCCAUCUCUGCAACACCGAUGCAGAAUAGCUAUAAACAAGAGCACAAAUCAGAUCUGGGAGCUGCCAUUACCAACAAGACUAAAAGAGUACUUGAAAGAGUAUCAAUACCAGGUAUAAAUAUAUUUUCUAAAUGCCUCUAACACAGAGUAACUUUUGAAUGCAAUUCUUAAAAUCAGCCAAAGAACUGAGUAACCAGUUGUACAACUCAGCAUGGAAUUCACUAUCAAAACAGUGGCAGUUCUGGGGGAAAGGUUUUUAUUUCAGAUGCUAUAAAAGCAGACUUUAUGUAGAAUAAUCCCAGUUUGCAUCCUUGGGGGUUCAACAAGGUGGCAUGCUAUUCUUGCAAGGAGAGAGAAGCCAGGAAUCUGUCCAGAUUGUGUUGCUUUGUCAAUAAAAUGCUGCACUAACUACCAAAUGCUUACUGAAGCAGUGGGACAGGGAGAAACUGCAUAAGUGGUCAGAGACGUAUAAGAGCUCACAAGUAUCUCGGUUGUCUGAUUCCAAGAUUAAUUUGGUGCUGGUAUUCAUAUAAUCCUAAAAGCUUAACUAGAUCACACUGUGAUAAUCUUGCUAAAGUUAUGCAACUAAUCAAAUCUAGUCAGAAAUGUGAUCAUGUAUUCAAUAUUUAUUGAACUAUUCUCCUGCUUUUCUGCAAGCAAAGGAAUACUGUAAGAAAUCAGUUAAAACAUUGUUUUUCAAAGUUCUCUGAAAGCUGACCUUAAGAAGAAAUGACAAAUCUUUCACAGCAACCCAGUAUAUUGCUGAUUAUACCAGAUUGGUAUCCUAGAAUCCUUAAGAUGUUGUUAACAUCUUCAYAGUGGUUAUGUAUCCAUGCUCUUACUAUUAAGCCUCUUUUGGUUGAAGCAUAGAACAAGWAUGCUUCAGACUUGCAGUUCCAAUGUCAAAACAUGGACGUCAGCAGUUACAGCUGUCUUCUACAGUGUAGAAUAUUUUCUUCAGCCUGUUUCCCAAAAUAUGGGGAAAAAUGAACUGGAUUUUUUUUAAGGGAGUUGGUUUUCCCUUUUUUCCUUCCCUUUUUUUUUUUUUUUAAGUUUUCCCUUUUUUUACUUCCUUUUCACCAUUGUAGCUACCAGAUGAUUACUCAAUAAAGUCAAUCAAAUUGCACAACAAUCUUCCAAUCUUUGUAUGUAUGGAUUUGCUAAUAUUCGGGAAACAGUGCUGUUACAUAGGAACUUAUAUAAUUUCCCAGCUAAUACUCAGAUAAACACACAUGUAUCAGUAAGGAUGAAUACCCAUGCUKUGCCUUUGUAGUGCUGCUCAAAGGUGUAGCUGGAUUACAUUCAGAUUAGUGGCUUAGAGGCUGCCUGCUGAAUUCCUGUAGUUAGGUAUUAGCACAGGACAUUGCUUUUUCUGUUACAGUAGUCUUCCAAAUGAAGAGGGGACUAAGACACUCAGUACCCAUUCUUCAAUCUAAAUAUAAAAUAUUUAAUAGAAUAAAUACACAGAAYGAGAAAAAUAGGAAAGCAUAAAGAGAGAAACGAGGUCAUAGACUCAUCCUUAGUCAACAAAUUAAGUUUUAAUUCUUUCCCAAGCUUAUUUGUUAAUUAAAACAAAAACCUGUGCUUGAACAAGGAGGUUUGUCAAGACUUGCUGUAACCCAGCUUUGCCCAGGCUGAAAUAGAAAUAACAUAGAAUAAUCUUGUUUUCCUUGUGACUUAACUGCUCUGUUGCACUGUCAAGAAGUUCUGCCCUUCUUAUAAACCCUGGGGCACUGGCCAUCUUAUUUGUGGCACCUAAAUUCUCAUCAUUACACACUCAGUUUUGUCAGUAACAAGCUGGCAGAAAUGAGUAGCAGAACCUUUAUUGAGAAAAAAAAGGCACCAAGAACCUCAGGCAGAGUGGAUGGUUCUUUGGUAUGACAAAUACUUGAUUUGUUCUUGUUCUUUCUGUGGAAAAGGUGGGCUUCUCCUCCUUCAUGGCUUAAAUAUUGUCUCCCCAUU
Malurus melanocephalus (red-backed fairy wren) is the source of this 4547-nucleotide messenger RNA. It is a transcript of the gene SOCS2, whose product is annotated as suppressor of cytokine signaling 2. The record is from RefSeq and is a predicted model, not a curated record. Gene Ontology annotation, biological process: phosphatidylinositol phosphate biosynthetic process; intracellular signal transduction. Bases 2110 to 2703 code for a protein of 197 amino acids. Gene Ontology annotation, molecular function: 1-phosphatidylinositol-3-kinase regulator activity. The transcript is spliced from 3 exons. Lineage: Eukaryota; Metazoa; Chordata; Aves; Passeriformes; Maluridae. Gene Ontology annotation, cellular component: phosphatidylinositol 3-kinase complex.